GACCCGUCUGGCUGAAGAUUCAGUGUUGACAGUAUUUGCAAAGUGAAGUACGGUGUUGUGUUGGCUUGUGUUUCGAUUACUAUCGGCUCUCUAAUGUUUGUCUUAUUUAGCUGAUAACUUUGCCAUCUUUCACCAACAUGUCAGCCACAACCCAGCAGAAAAUAAUGGUAUUUCGUCCCACCUGGGAUGAAUUUAAAGAUUUUACCAAGUAUAUUGAAUAUAUUGAAAGUCAAGGUGCCCAUAAAAUUGGCCUGGCAAAAAUAAUCCCACCUCCCGAGUAUGUGCCCCGAAAGGCUGGCUAUGAUGUCAAAGACAUUGACAUUAUCAUACCAGCACCCAUCUGCCAGGUUGUCACUGGAAAACAAGGAAUUUACCAACAGAUCAACAUACAGAAGAAAGCCAUGACUGUUCAGGAGUUCAAAAAACUGGCUGAAAGUGAUCGGUACAAGCCCCCAAAACAUGAUGACCAUGAAGAUCUGGAGAGAAAAUAUUGGAAGAAUGUUACCUAUGUGUCACCCAUCUAUGGGGCUGAUGUAUCUGGGACCAUAACAGACCCAGAUUUGAAGGUAUGGAACAUAAACUGUCUUGGUACAAUUUUGGACUAUGUGAAUGAAGACUAUGGCAUCAGCAUUGAAGGUGUCAACACAGCCUAUCUCUAUUUUGGCAUGUGGAAGACAACAUUUGCAUGGCACACCGAGGAUAUGGAUUUGUAUAGUAUCAAUUAUCUGCACUUCGGGGCUCCCAAGACAUGGUAUGUUAUUCCUCCUGAACACGGGCGCCGGUUGGAGAGACUAGCUAAUGGCUAUUUCCCUAGCAGCUUCAAGGCCUGCCCUGCCUACCUUCGUCAUAAGAUGAGCCUCAUAUCACCUCAGAUCCUCAAACAGUACAGCAUUCCCUUUAAUAAGAUCACACAAGAGGCAGGAGAGAUCAUGAUCACGUUCCCGUACGGCUACCACGCGGGUUUCAACCAUGGAUUCAACUGUGCUGAGUCUACAAAUUUUGCCAUGCCUCGCUGGGUAGAGUACGGCAAGCACGCUACACAAUGCCAGUGUCGGAGCGACAUGGUGAAAAUCAGCAUGGACACGUUCGUGAAGCGUUUCCAGCCCGACCGUUAUGACCUGUGGAUAGCUGGCAAAGACGUCGCCCAGUGUCCUCAAGACCCGACACGCUCCUCGGUGGCCGUGCAGCCUUCCAUAUCUGAUAUUUUAUGCAACAAAAACAACUCUCUGGACCCCCCUGAGCUGGAGCAGCUGCUCAACUCGUCAGGAUCGUCAGGCUGUAAGAAGUUGAAGCGCCACCCUGUGCACCAGAGCAAGCAGCUCGCGCCUGGUGACACAGCUGAGGAACUUCUGCUCACGGGUGAUGUGGCUGACGAGGAACUCACGCAGGUCCUUGAUGAUAUCUACGCCAAGGCGGGCGAGUCAUAUUCUGGCCGAACUCCCGAACCUGACCCUGACGAUAUGCCCAAAGUAUCCAAACGAAGCAUGUCUGGUGGCGGUAAUGCUGCUAAACGCAAGAGAAUGGCAGCUUCUGUUCGGUUGGCGACGUUGAAGCAGAGCCAGACUACAGUUGCUGUCCCGUCACCCAUGGUGAUGUCUGAAGCGGUCAAGCACCGGGUAAUUAACACCAAAAAUUUGGCAACAAUAAAGAAGUCCUUACCAGCGUCCAUUACUGUGCGGCGCAUCAAGCCAACUGUGGACCCAAAUGCUGAACUUCUCAAGCGUCUACAACAAUCAGGCACGACGAUCACUGCAGCCGUAUUGUCAAAGCCCUCAAACCCUCCUGCUAGAGGAGCAGGUCCGGCGAGCAAAGUAGGGCGAGGUGGCGUGAUCUUGCCUCCUCCUAGGGCUAGUCCCAUCGCUUCUACCAAUAAGCUUGUUGCCCACGCCAUUGCUUCGAACAGAGGAGGUAGAGGGGGAGGUGUGAUCGGUUCACACGGUGUGGUAAAGCUCUCAUCGUCAGUUGUGGUACAGUAUGCAUCUCCGCAUGGUGGUAACAUAGCGCGCGGAGGCCGAGGUGGAGCGAUCAGAGGUAACGUGAUUCCGCAGUACACGGCCAGUCCCCUCAUUAGCUCCUCUGCAAAGUCUGGUCUAGGCGUGAGGCCCAAUGGUAGUCGUGGUUACAACCACAACCAACGAGGUGGAAAUUUCAGUAUGGGACAAAAUGGCGCGAGGGGAUACAAUCAUGUCCAGCGAGGUGGACGCGGAAUGACUUUGAAUGGUAGGAAUGUUCCAAUGGUAAACCAGCUUUUCAAUGGUGUCACCUAUUCAGGUAACCGAGGACGACCUGCGUUUGGUCGUCCGCAGACCAUGUCGGCUCCUAUUGCGGUGCCCAUUGAGGAGAUUGAGGAGGAGGAUGAAGAUCUCAAUGCCAUCAAACAUUUGCUCGAACCUCAAAUUUUACUUGAUGAAGGACCUGCUAAAAGUUUCAAUCUCAAUGUCAAAAAUGGCAACGUCAGCAAAAAACAACAUUCUCCUCCUAAAGGCAAGGAGUGUAAUAGGAGUCCAGUCAAGCAAAGCAACGGGGGCAAAACGGAAGAGAUAGUUCUCGAUGACGCUGACGAGUCUAACGAGGUAAUCGUGCGCAAAACGGGCGAAAAUGUUGAAGAUGAUGGAUCAGAUGAUUCGAAAACAACACCAGACAAUGAUUCUGACAGUACUUUAACCAAGGAAUCUCCCAGAAAAAAUAUUUCUGAAGACCGAAAUAAAGACCUUACUACUGUCUCUGAUCAGUGUAAUGGUGCGAAAUCCAAUAUUAGUGACGAAAGUGAUAAAGAAAUAAUCAAUAAUAACAAUUGUGAUAACACGAAUACAAUCAGCCCUUCAGCUUCUGGUACCUGUCAGCCCUCGGGAAGUGUUACAUUACCAGCUCCAGUACAGGUGACAUCAUGCAAUCAGGAUACGGCCUGCACCUCGACCACAAGCGCGUCCGUCCUGAACAGUGAGCUCUUGCCUCCCAAUACUUGCGUAUACUCGGAACAGUCAAAUGUUUCUGGACACAUACAGUCCGUUAUGCAUAGUCCUGUUGGUGCACAGUCGCCAAUCAUGGCCUAUCAAUCAAACGGCGCUGUGACCGAGCAGCAGGCAGUAGGGCAUUAUGGCAGCCAGCUGCAUUCAGCUCAGCAUGAAUUAUCUGGUACGGUGACGUCACCUCUACAAGCCGCAACGGCUGUCACUUCGCCCUUCCAAGCCUCACAAACGAAUGGUGCGUCGCCCCUACAACUCGUCCAGACUGGAACAGGCUCUCCAAUGGCAAUGAUGCAUACAAACGUAGGCUCACCUGCACAAAGGCAUCACACUGGAGUUGGCUCGCCUGCUCAUCUGGUGCAGAACGCAUCAGGUUCGCCGGUACAGAUGAUGCAGAAUGGCACUCUUUCUCCAGCACAGAUGGCCAGAAGUGAUAUGGGUUCUCCGGCACUCGCGGUACAGUCUGGUACGCAUUCACCUUCCGUAUUAGCCAAUUGCACGAUGUCUCCCGGACACGUUACCACUCAUUCCUCACCGUUGCAAAGGGUGCAGCACAGCUCACAUUCUCCUCUGCAGUCCAGCAUGUCCCCACAGUACGUUAGCCAAGGACCUGCAUCUGGACAAUCCCCAGGCCAUUCAGCCCCGUUGUACCAGACUAGUGGGUCUGUGGGUCAUCUGGUGUCAACGCCUGCCCAGUCACCUGUAAUGCAGGCACCUCUAACCAAUGCUGCCAGCAUCAUGGCUGCAAAUGAGUCACUACAGCAUAUGGAACUACACGCAAUUGCCCAGCACAAUCAAAUGCAGUCAAACGCUAUGCCUCUUGCGCUCUCCUCUCACUCUGGCGUUCAUGCUUCACCAAAUACGCAAGACAAUGCGUCUGUGUCGGUGUCUAUGUCACUACCAUCAACUGAUCAAAUGUAUCAAUCAGUUGUGUCUAGCUGCCAAUCAUCACUCCUUCCGUCCAUGCCUCAAACCAGCACACACGCCCGACUGCUCGUUGAACAGCAGCUGUUGUACACACCAAGCGAUUCCAUGGCAAGUAUCGCUUCUCCUUUCGAGCAGAGCUAUGUCAACAGUAACUCCUUAGCAAACCUGCAGGUGGUCUCGUCAAAGCACUCCUCUCCAAGCCAAGUAGCCAGCGCUCUCUAUUCUUCUCCAAUGGGCAACCUCCUCCAGUCAUCAGGUGUUGCUGACACGGCUGUCGCGGCGCAUGCUGCAACCUAUGCAAAAAAAUCAUCGAGCAGCUGUUCUUCUCAAAGAAAAUCUUCGUAUAAGAGCUCCGCCUCUUCACACAAUACCGACCCAAGCCUGCUACUGGCAUCGCUCCCUCUGCCAGCACAUAUGGACACAUCAAGUUUGAUGGGCCACAGCUCAGCGUCUCACAUGGAGCAUUUGUCUCAUAUGUUGCCUCCACCAGCUCACAGGAUGUCAUCAGGUAUAAACAUGAUGACUCCUCACGCAGCGGCCUUGCAACAGGCUAGCGUAUAUUCGUCUAUGGCUCCUCUCCUCAACUCAUCCCUAAAUGUCGACCCGAGUAAUAUGGUGAGUCACCAUGCAAGUCUGUCCCACCUCAACGCCACCAGUAUGAAUCUCUCCCACCUGCUGCCACAUUCUGCCUCCACAUCCUCGCCUGCCAUGGCUCACCAUCACAAUCUCUCACAGAACUCCUUCCUCAACCCGAGAUGAGGAUCUUGGUUAGCGAGGCCCCUCAAUUCUGCAGGAAAUUUGUAAUUCAUAUACAAAGUUGCAUUGAUUAAAAUUCUUACUUCUUUCCAUGGAGCUUUCAUAAAAAUGAGAUUAGCUUAGAUACAAGUCUUGGGAGUUCAGAAUGGACACCGUUCCAAAUUCCUUACGCAGUUAACACUCAUUUAUUCAGUGUUGAAGGAAUGAUCUCUCGUCAAUAGCCAGUAAAUUUUAGGUUUAAUACUGUUUACGUUUCAAACUAGAGUCUUGUAAUGCAAAACAAAAUUAGUCAGUUUACCGUGACUUGGCACGAACAAGUCACAAUGUCGGUCUGCAAGUCAAAUACUGACACCCUUGGUAAAUCGCACUUAGUCGGGGAUUACUUCUACUGCGAUUGAUUUAUACUACGUGCCAUAAAUGAUGGUUCGGACUAUGUUAACUAAACAUGUACCAAGUGAAUGUUCUUUUUGACAAUUUUGAAUCACUAUGUCUUGAUUGAGCUAUGCUUUGUGUUGCAUUUUUGUUUAGUUCGUAACUCAAUGAACAGUUUGUUGAAAUAGCUCAUUCUUAAUGUUUGACAUCAUGCGUUUCUGUGUUUUUUAUUAUUACCUGUCUAUUUUGAGGUUAGGCUAAUAGUUUCCUGGGGUGUAAGAGACGUCAUGUUUUAAUCCUGAUACUUCCUUUGAUGACUUGGGUUUUAUGACCUUCGCUUCGUACGCGUUUUGAGCCUAUUAAUACUCUAGAAACUUGAAACGAGUUGGCUGAAAUCAACCUAACGCUAAAGUGCGUGAUGCGAGUCUUGUUGCCGGACGACUCACGCGGCGCUCAUUGAAAGUCAUUGUAUAGAUUUACGUUCAAGAUGUCUGCCACUAACCAGUUUCAUUGAAUAGUUGCGCUGACGGUGAUGUUAAUUGAAAGUUAUUUUUGUUUAUAUCUCGUUAGAAGAACAGGCAUUGGCACCUGUCUGCAGAAAUGUUACCGUUAUUCCAAUGAUAAUGAGUGACGAACUAAGUCAUUGUGCCCAUUCCCGCCUCCUGUAUUUUGUUUGAUGCUUCAGGAAUGCUCCCAAACUAAACUGGCACCACAUGUUGUCGAGGGAAUCGAUAUAUCCUUCUAUAUGAUCUGUGUAUUUUGAGGAAUCUCUUUGUAUUAACUAUAAACAUUGAGUAUGCUUAUUCGAAUGCUGAUCAAUCGAAAAUAAUGUUAUUUUAAAUGUCACCUAUUUAUAGAUUUUAUUCCUCGCGAUUUGUACGACUCUGCCUGCUGAACGAUUUGUUGGUGCAGUGAAUCCAGAUUUUUCUAGAUUGUAAUCCGGUCCGCCGUUCUCCUCUUUGUCAAAUGCCGAGUUCAGCUCAAGUUGAUACCGUUUGCUUUUAUGUGGAAUCGAAUGGUCCACGUUUUCAUAAAUCCUACUUUUAUUACCAUGUGCACAGUUUUGGCUCACUCCUAAGCUUCAACUAAGAGUUGCUCAUUUCAUGAGUCCAAAAUUUCUGGAACAAUUUUCACAGUUACUUAGCAUUUUUUGUUUCAUUAAUCUAAAUCUUGUUGGAGCCUUGAGCAUGGAUUGAUUGACAAUUUUCGGAUCAAGAUUUAUUCUUAUAAUUCAAACCUUUACAUUAACAUUUACAAACAGAUAGGUUUCGUCAUUUUGACUGUAUCGCGUCAAAUUCUCGGUGCCAGAUGUAUUGACAUUACCUUAUCCUGAUGCUUUAAACGAACUUACCGCCUCCAUUUGUGUGUUCGCUCAUGUCGGAGCUGGGGAUGAACUGGACUUCUUGACGAUAUCUCCGGCUUGUGAAACUAAGAAGGAAUUGUUCUUACCAACAUCAAUGUGCAUUUUGUUCUGCUGUCUAAUUAAAAUCCUCUACGUUGAGGUCGUGACGUGUUGAGUGAGAACUUAGAACCUCCUGGUUGAACUGCGCGUUAAUCGACAUUUCAUCAUGAAUCAUGACGUCGAGUUUAGGAUACCUAAUGAUAUUUACUUAACUGACUUCGGACGAUAAUUACGGCAGCUUUCGAAAGCAAGCCGUAUUUCCAGUUACAAUAUUUUAAAUAUUUCAGUUGAAUUUGUCUGUAUAACCUACGCUUCGAUUCCAGUAUUUAUUUAAAUUGUAAUGAUGAAUACGACUUGUCCGCAGUUCAAAACUAUCGUUACAAGCUUUUAUAUUGAUAUUUGUUCCAAGUUCUUUGUGGUAUCUCUGCCUAUUUCAAAUAAUAAUAUGAUUUUAAUUAAUACUUCGGGCUAAGUUGCCGAAGGUCGUUAAGCACAGAAAUUGCUUCUUUGGCCAGCGCCCUGGUUCAACUGACCAAAUUUCAUGGUGUCCUCUAAUGAUGUGGAUAGUUAACUGGCAACUAGAUUAGCUACUUGUACAUUAAUCGGCGUGUCCUUGUUAUUCGGCUACUUUGAAGCUAUCUGUAAUAUGUAUUGUAAAUUAUAUCCUUAUACUUGUCUAGAUUUAGGCUCUAGAAUUAUCACUCUGAUCUGCAUUGUGUACAGCUUCGUCUAUUUAUUAGUCAAAAUGACACGUGUUUGUAUAUUGCUCUAUGUGAACGUGAGUGUUGAGUUUUCUUCUCAUAUUAUUAGCGUCAGGGCAGGCACUAGUUCUCAAAAUUUCCUAACGCAAACGAAAAAAUAACUAUGAAUUAAUUGCUCUGGCUCUGCGCUAAAGUUCAUGGGAUCGCUGGAAAUGUUAUGACACGAUUCUUUCCAUGAAAUUGGUGCGCAUGUUGUCUUUGAAAAAAGUUUCGUUCAUGGCAGCAUCUUCUUACUUAUUUUGGUGACCGAGUACAGGUUUUGCGCGAUGUAAUUAUAUCCGAAAGCUGUAGAUUGGAGUUCCAGCGAAAAUGACCGCAAGGAACACUUUUAAAAACAUCCAAUAUGGAUACCUGAGAACCGUGUCGUGGGCGCGCUAGUCAUCUUAAGUGCGCAUUCUUCCUUCUCACUCUGCGAAAUUUUGAUCAACACCUAACAUAAACUGAUCAUCAUCGAGACAUACUAGUAAAAGAUAAAUGUUUAGCAUGAUGAAUGAGGCAUCGCUUUUUGUGUAUUCUUAUAACUACCCUAGAGUUGUAGACGACGACGCUCCUACUCGCUUGUAUGAACGUGUGUCCGCGACACCUAGGAUCAUCUGGCCGACGUACACGUUAAAUAAUCAAUAUAGCUAUUGUCGCUACCGAUAUCCUUUGUGUUCAUUAAUUUUAUUCACUAUUGUUAUUAGAUGCAGUAGAUGUGUUAAGUAUUAGUGUCGUGUCGUUUUAGCUUGUAGGAGUUGAGCCUUGGCCGCAUCGUCAUUAUAUGCAUAACUCGUCAAUUCCAGCGUUCAUUCAGUCUCUAAUCAUGUAACACUCCAAGUCUCAUCGUAUCCCAUCUCAUGUCUACAUUCAACGCUCGUAAAGUAAGAGCUUUGCUGGUGUCAAAGUUGUGUUGGCAUCCAACCCGUUGGCUCCCAACGACGACACUCGCGAUUCUCUGUGCAAUUUCUUUAUGGGCACCUUCUCUUACAAAUAAGAAUAGUUAACGACC
Hyalella azteca is the source of this 8172-nucleotide messenger RNA. RefSeq lists its product as uncharacterized. Gene Ontology annotation, molecular function: histone H3K36 demethylase activity; histone H3K9 demethylase activity. The transcript has 9 exons. The coding region runs from base 138 to 4652 and encodes 1504 amino acids. The record is from RefSeq and is a predicted model, not a curated record. Gene Ontology annotation, cellular component: nucleus. Gene Ontology annotation, biological process: chromatin remodeling. NCBI's taxonomy places the organism in Eukaryota, Metazoa, Arthropoda, Malacostraca, Amphipoda, Hyalellidae.